Teleopsis dalmanni is the source of this 14054-nucleotide messenger RNA. RefSeq lists its product as uncharacterized. The record is from RefSeq and is a predicted model, not a curated record. Gene Ontology annotation, molecular function: sequence-specific DNA binding. The coding region runs from base 281 to 13789 and encodes 4502 amino acids. NCBI's taxonomy places the organism in Eukaryota, Metazoa, Arthropoda, Insecta, Diptera, Diopsidae. The transcript is spliced from 11 exons.
AAUGGAAGCUUCGUUCGUUUAAGUUGUGUUUGUCGUUGCGUCUUUGGAUUUUCUGCAAAUAAAAUAAAAGCAAGAAGAACGAAGUUCUUGUUUUAAGUUUUAAACAGUUCGCAUGUAACAUACAUUUCUUUAAUAAUUGUUCAAUAAUUGUUUAAUAAUUGUGUUUAAAUGUGAAAUAAUUACGUUUCCGAUAAAGAAGAAGAACAUAUUGAAGUGGAGUUUAAACUCCGCUGGCGGUUUCUAACACUUUGUGAGAGACGCCGCGGAGGUGUUAACCGAAAUGUCGCACCACAAUAAUAACAACAGGCAUGCACAGUGGCACACACAUGUUGUAAACGCAAAUCAAAGCACCGCAAAUUUGUUUACUGGUGGACAUAUGGUUGGAAAUAUGGUCGAGCCUAGUGGCUAUGUAGGCGGUGGUAAUUUCGGCAACAACAGCGCCGUUCCAACCUAUGACAACAGCAGUGGUGUUGGUUACGGACAACAACCCAUUGGAAAUUACCACCUGCAAAUGCAACAUGGUUACAAUAACUACAAUAAUGGCUAUAACUAUGUUAUGCCACAGGCACCUCCGAAUCCAGUAACCCAAACCAAUGUAACUUCAACUCAAAAUUACUAUCCAAAUUAUACACAUCAAUUGAACCAGGCUAUUAAUCCACCUACUAUUCCAACUGUUCCACAUCAUACUACGUCUAUUUUGAAUAACAUACAAACACAUUCAAUGCCAGCCAGUGAUUUGAAUAUGCAAAACGCCGAAGAUAUCGUUCCUACAGUUGCUGAGUUGUAUAAACAACAUCCCAUAAUUCCAGCCAUGCCAAACACAACAAUUCAAGCAACUACUACAUUAUUAAAUCCAGCAACAGCUGCUUUGUCAUCAAAUAUUGCAGCUGCGGUAACACCAGCAGCAACUGUACCAGCUUCAGUUGCUCCAGUAACGAAUUAUAUGCAACCAACUGUAAAUUCAAUGGAUUCAGCUGUACAAUUUAUACAAACAAUACCAACUACAAAUGCCACAGCAACAAAUUUAUUAGCAUCAGCAACAAAUUUGAUUGCACCAUCUAUAUCUACAAAUGCAUCAGCAUCAAGCUUAAUCCAAUCUGCCAUAGUACCGACUUUAGCAUCGGGUUUAACUCCAGAAUCAACAUCAACAUUAAUAAUAGAACCAGCACCAGUAUCAGCUGAUACUUCAAUGAAUCCAUUAACUGGUUCAAUAGUUCCUUCAACUACUUCCAUGGUAGCCACAACAAUUAAAGAAGUACCAUCACCAGCACCUUCAACAGCUAUAAUAGCACCAGCACUAGCACCAGCAACAACUGUAAUAGUACCAGCCACAACUAUAAUUGCACCAGCAACAACUUCAGAAUUAUUUGCACAAGCCGAUAUGAAUCUACCUGUGACAACUACAACAGUUUCAGUUGGCACAGAUGUUACUACGGCAAAUUCAGCACAUGCUAUAACCUCAACUGAAUCUUAUAAUGCUGCAGCUUCUACAAUUGCAAAUACUGCAACUACAACCAUAUUUGCAACUGAAAUUCCAGCCAUUUCAACAAUUGCAGCUGCAACAGAAACCAAACCAAUAAUAACUUCGUCUUCACUGAUUGGAGCAAGUACAAGUUCGUCACAUAUUUUCACUGGACCUGGGUCAUCCAAUAAAAAGACUAUUAAUUUUCCUCGUCGUAAAUUACAAACGGAGAAGUCCGAUACACUUCCGAUUUGUCAACGCUGCAAAGCUAUAUUCUUCAAGAAACAAAUUUUUGUAAAACAUAUUGCACAGAGUUCCUGCAAAAUGUUAGAAUUUGAUAUCAAAUGUGGUAUAUGCCCAAUGUCGUUUAUGUCCAACGAAGAACUUCAGAACCAUGAGAAGUUGCAUAAAACAAAUAAAUUUUUCUGCCAAAAAUAUUGUGGCAAAUAUUUUGAUGAAAUUGAAGCAUGUGAAAAUCAUGAAUAUACCCAACAUGAAUAUAUGACAUUCGUCUGUAAUGUUUGUUCUGCAACUUAUGGAGUACGUGAACAUUUUCUCGCUCAUUUAGCACAACAUAAGAAUCAAAAACGUUUCGAUUGUCCUGUCUGCAGAUUAUCAUUCAGUUUACCCCAAGAAUUAUAUGAACAUCGGCUCGGUGAGCCUUUCUUCUGUGGUAAAUAUUAUGAUGGUAGCAGUUGCUUUGAUAUAAAGAAAUCCAAUGAUCCUAUGCCAAAUUAUAGUCCAGAUACCUAUAAUUUAAAUACAUUAGAAGAACCAUCUACUUCCAGUCAAGUCUUACUAAAUAAUUCCAUGAAAAAACCAAAUUUUAAUCAAGAGCAUAAAAUUAUUUCUACCGGUUCAGGUAUUGUUGAUAAUAUUUUGGAAUCCUUUCAUAUGCAAACAUCGCAAACUAUUAAAAUGGAAAUUGAUCCUGAUAAUGAUUAUUUCAAUACACAUAAUAUACCCUUUAAUACAGAACAAUCCAUGUCGUCAUACACAAACAAGUUCAGCGUUGAAGCACUCAAUGUGUAUUCUUCUCAUCAAAACUCUGAAGCUAUUGGUGAGAAUGAGAAUUCAUUUUGUUGUGUGCCUAAAUGUGGUGUAAGCAAAAGCACCAGUCCUUCAUUGCAAUUUUUUCCGUUCCCAAAAACUGAAAAAUAUUUGUUGCAAUGGUUUCACAAUUUAAGAAUGGAUUUUAAAUCCCAAGUGAAAUGUCGUACAUACCGUAUUUGCAGUUUGCAUUUUCCAAAACGUUGCAUUAAUCGGUAUUCGCUAUGUUAUUGGGCGGUACCCACAUUUAAUCUGGGGCAUGAUAAUGUUGCUAAUCUCUAUCAAAACCGUGAGGUUACCAAAAUCUAUACUAGUGGUCCGAAUGCGCAAUGUAGCAUGCCUGAAUGUGAAAACACUCGUGGUGUGUGUAAUCUAAAAUUUUAUAAUUUUCCUACGCAUACGAACAUUUUGAUUAAAUGGUGUCAAAAUGCUCGUUUACCCGUUAACGCAAGGGAGCCUAGGCACUUUUGUGGUAAACAUUUUGAAGAUCAUUGUUUUGGUAAGUUUCGUUUAAAACCUUGGGCAGUUCCAACGCUGCACUUGGGAAAUCAAUUUGGCAGAAUACAUGAUAAUCCGGUUGUAACUAAUGUUGAAGAGAAAAAAUGUUGUUUACCACACUGUAAACGUACGCGUUCAUCUAAUUUGUCGCUUUAUCGAUUUCCAAGAGAUCAUGGCAUGUUAGAACGUUGGUGCUAUAACCUAGGGUUAGAUGCAGAAGCAUAUCGUGGAAAAAACCAAAAAAUUUGUAGCAUGCAUUUCGUAAAAGAAGCAUUGGGCUUGCGUAAACUUACUUCAGGUGCUGUACCAACAGAAAAUCUUGGACACAAUGAUAAAAAGGAAUUAUACAAAUGUGAAACAUAUAUUCCACCUGCACCACCACCACCACCGGCUGCACCAAUAGUUAAACCGCUCCCAGAAGCAGCCAUAGCACCACAUCCAUAUCAGUUUAUAAAUGAAAAUUCGCAACCAUCGCCACCCAACGAUGAAACAUGUCCAACAUCGUCAUCGUCGCUAUAUGACGUAGCCGAUAUUUGUUUAGUACACAGUUGCAAAAACACUCGUAAAACAAAGAGUAUUACUUUACAUACAAUACCGCGUCGUUUAGAACAACGUAGAAAAUGGCUACAUAACUUAAGACUUUCAUCAAAACAAAUACACAAGGGAAUGCGUAUCUGCAGUGUACAUUUUGAACCUUAUUGUAUUGGCGGUUGCAUGCGACCUUUUGCAGUACCAACUUUAAAAUUGGGUCAUAAUGACACGAACAUAUAUAGAAAUCCAAAAGUAAUAAAGAAACUAAACAUACGCGAAACAUGUUGUGUAGAAACCUGCAAACGUAACCGCGAUCGUGAUCAUGCUAAUUUACACCGUUUCCCGUGGAAUUUGCCACAAUUGCAAAAAUGGUGCGAAAAUUUGCACAAACCAGUACCAGAUGGUAUUAAAUUAUUUAAUGAUGCCAUUUGCGAAGUUCAUUUUGAAGCACGUUGUUUACGCGGUAAGCGGUUAGAAAAAUGGUCGAUACCCACACUUAAAUUGGGACAUAAUGAUGUUGUUACUCAUCAACUACCCUCAGACGUGGAAAUAGCUGAACAAUGGCCAAAAAUAUCCGUUCCUAAUGUGAAUGUUGAAGAAGGCGAAUGCUGUGUGGAAACAUGUAAACGGAAUCCAGCAGUUGACGAUAUUAAAUUGUAUCGCACACCUGAUCAGGAUGAAGUGAUACAAAAAUGGUCACACAAUUUGCAGAUCGAUUUAUCCGAGUUGCGUAAUAUGCUAAUUUGCAAUCUUCACUUCGAAUCCAUUUGCAUAGGCAAACGACGCUUAUUUCCUUGGGCUAUACCUACAUUAAAUUUUACACGAAAAGUUGAGCAAAUAUACGAAAAUCCAGUUGAUCGUAUGGAAUUCUUACAUAAACAUAAGGCGAUCAAAGUAGUCAAAGCAAAAAAAGCCACACCUUGGACACCACGUUGUUGCUUAUCGCAUUGCCGUAAGAUGCGUGCAACUGACAAUGUACAAUUGUACCGUUUUCCACAUCUAAAUCGCAAUAUGUUAGCAAAAUGGUGUCAUAAUUUACAAUUGCCUUUAACGGGUAAUAAUCAUCGUCGCUUAUGCUCAACACAUUUUGAGCCAGAGGUUUUAACUAAAAAAUGUCCCAUGGUCAUGUCCGUACCGACUAUUGAUUUAAAUACACCGCCAGGUUAUAAAAUUUAUCAAAAUCCAGCUCGUCUUAAAUAUGCUAAAAUGCGCCUACAAGUUGUAUGUAUUAUACCUACUUGCCGUCAAACCAGAGAGGAUGGCGUACAACUAUUUCGUUUUCCUCAUAGUCGUCGUGCAUUGUUGCGCAAAUGGUGUCAUAAUACGCGUCAAAAAGCUUCUGAUGCUGUUAAAGGCCACUAUCGUGUGUGCUCGAAACAUUUCGAAUCUCAUUCAUUCGGUUCGAAAAGACUUUGUCCUGGUGCUAUACCUACAUUACAUUUAGGUCAUGACGAUACAGAUAUUUUUGGCAAUGAAGCAGAAGCUACACAAAUAAUUACCACCGAAGAGCGACCCAAUGAGAUUGUUUUAAAAUGCUGCGUACCAACUUGUGGAAAGAGUCGCAAAUACGAUGAAGUUCAAUUGAACAGUUUUCCCAAAAAUAUACGUUCAUUUAAGCAAUGGAAAUAUAAUUUAAAGCUAGAUUAUCUAGACUUCAAGGAAAGAGCGAAAUACAAAAUUUGUAACGAUCAUUUCGAAGAUAUUUGCUUAGGAAAGUUACGAUUACGUAUUGGUGCAUUGCCCACUAAAAAUCUUGGCCAUAAUAAUUUAGAUGAUAUCUUCCAAGUAAAUCCGAAAGAACUUCAAUAUAAUCAGUUUUCUAAACCAUUGCUAGAUAGAUACGAUGAAUUGGACGCAACUGAAACAGAUGCAAAUGAAUUGGAUGCCAAUGAAUUGGAUACAAAUGAAUUGGAUGCAAAUGAAUUGGAUACAAAUGAAAUAGAUACAAAUGAAAUAGAUACAAAUGAAUUGGAUAGAAGUGAAACGGAUACAAAUGAAUUGGAUGGAACUGAAUUGGAUACAAAUGAAUCGGAUAGAACUGAAUUGGAUACAAAUGAAUCGGAUAAAAGUGAAUUAAAUAGAACUGAAUUAAAUACAACUGAAUUGGAUAGAAUUGAAUCUACGGCUGUAAUUGAUGAUGAUAGUAAUAUUGCUAUAAGUGAGCUUGCUAAUAUGUAUGCCAAUGAAGAACCCACUGAAGAAUUAAUAGUUCCCGAUAAUACUAUUCUCAGUGAACAGCUGGAAAAGUGUGCUUAUCCUGCAUGUAAAGCAUCUAAGACAUUGCUAAAGGAGACAUUUUCUUUACCUAAAAAUGAGCAACUGCUCAAUAUGUGGUGUACACAUAUGCAUAUCGAUCAAGAUACUCUAAAUACAGAUCAAUUGUGCGGCUUGCACUACAUAGAACUUUAUCAGUCUACAAUAGCUGCCAUGAAUGAAUUGCAUUCUGAUGAAUCAAACCUUAAAUUUGAAUUACAAGUACUAGCACAUUAUUACAAUCGUUGCAGUAACUCUUUAAUUGUUUGCAGUGCACAAUGCAGCGUUUCAGGGUGUAGUAUAAACCAACUAAAUCACGCAGAAAAACUCUUCCAAUUUCCAUACAGCCGUGAACUGAUUAAAAAAUGGGUUUUCAACACAGGCAUUGAGAUUGAUGAAAAUCGUCGUUACUUACAUAAAGUAUGUUCACAGCAUUUUGAACCUUAUUGCUUAACUGAGACUCAUCGUUUGCGACCGUGGGCUAUACCAACUUUAAAUUUACAACAUCCAGAACCUGAUAAAAUGUAUAAAAAUCCAGAUUUAAUUGCUAUUGAACGUCGUUUACUGGGUCCAGUUGCUCUGAAAUGCUGUGUUAGCAGUUGCCAACUCGAGCGCAAUGACGAUGGUUUGCUAAAGUUCUUCAAUUUUCCACAUGAUGGUGAAUUAUUGCAAAUUUGGGUGGAAAAUUUAAAACUGGAGAAAGAAAAGUCACCAUUAUAUAAGAUUUGUGAACAACAUUUUGAGAAGCAUUGCUUUGGAAAUGCACGUUUGCGUGCCUGGGCUAUACCUACCAUAAAUUUAGGACAUGACGAUCCGAAUAUACAUCAGAAUCCAGUUACCAAUACCAACACGGAAAAUGAAGCCACAGAUAUGGCACAUGCUAAGAUGAAAAAUUCAUUAGAUAUGGUCAAGUGUUGUGUGGUCACUUGUCAAAAAUGCCGAUUAAAACAUGGCGUGCAAUUGUUUGGUUUUCCUAAUAGUAUCAUAAUGCAAAAAAAGUGGGCACAUAAUCUUUGCAUGCCACACAGUGCAGUUAACAAACAAGUUCGUAUAUGUAGCUUGCAUUUCCAUCGAAGAUGUAUUGAUGAGAAGCAUCUACGUUCAUGGGCAGUGCCCACCUUGCAUUUGGGUCAUGGUAACAGUAUAUUUGAAAAUCCUAAAAAUAUACCUGGUUUCUUUUUGCCACUUUGCCGUCUCAGUCAUUGCGGUAAUCGUCGUACUUUAGAUAAUAAUUUGCGCACUUUUGCAUUUCCUAAAAACCCAGAAAUGUUGCAGAAAUGGUCUAUAAAUUUGAAGCUAACUAUAAGUGAUUGUAGAGGUCGUUUAUGCGCUGAACACUUUGAAGCAGAAGUAAUGGGAAACCGUAAAUUAAGAAAUGGCGCUGUGCCAACACUUAAUCUGGGUCACGAUGAUGAACUUGCGUAUACAAAUUAUGCAUUAAUACAAAGUAUUAAACAAAAUGGUGCUAAUUUGAUGGAUUCUCUAGAUUUUGAUGUAAGCGAAGUAAUGCAAUUUUCUACCACUCAAGCUGAUACUAGCGGAGAAGUCGACACCACUGGAUCUGAAUUACAUAACACCGAUGCUGAAAGUACACAUUACAGAGCAACAAUGGAUACUUAUAGUGACGAUUAUGGCGCUUACGACGAUGAACAUCAUUAUACAAGUAAUGAUGAACAAAACAUCUCUACUACAAUGCCUAAAAAUGAUAAUUUUACUGAUGGGAGCUAUGAAAAUUACGGAACUAAAACUGUACACGCACAGAACUCCACAAAUGGAUUGAAUACAAGUGGUAAUAAUAUAUUUGCGAACCCGAAUAAUACUUCUUCUAGUAAUGCUGCCAGUGAAAAUAAUGAUAAUCUGCGUUCAAAGUUUAGCAGACGUUCUGUUAAUAAUAUAUCACCCAUUUGUUGUUUAUUGCAUUGUGGCAAACAGAAAACUCCUGAGCAACAUCUAACAACUUUCGGUUUUCCUAAAGACAAGAAUUUAUUGUUAAAAUGGUGCGAAAAUCUAAAAUUAGAUCCUGAGAACUGCAUUGGACGAGUUUGUAUUGAUCAUUUUGAGUUACGCAUGAUAGGAAAACGUAAAUUAAAAGCUGGUGCAGUGCCUACAUUAAAUUUAGGCCACAAUGAUCCUAUAAAACACACAAACUUCGGCAGUAAUGAACAACAUAAUAUAGCAGUAAAUCGUGCAAUCGCUUUAUCAGUGCCCGCGUCGCUAACACAAAGCAUGGAAGACGAUGUGGAUAAUUCAGAUCCGUCAUUUUCCUUGCAAUGUUGUCUCAAGCAUUGUAAGCGCAAGAAAACAAACGAAACUUUAUUAUAUCACUUUCCUAACGAUGAAGUUUGUAAAAAAAAAUGGUACCACAACUUACAGAUGGGAGCACAUGAGUAUAAGAGUGAUAUGCGUGUUUGUGGUAAGCAUUUUGUACCGUGCUUGAAAAUGGGUCCGGUACUAAAAGAUGGAACAGUACCAACAAUUGACUUGGGUCACACAAGUAAACGCAUUUAUAAAAAUUAUAGAGCUGGAAUAAACAAUACAGUACAAACCGGCAACGUUUGUUGUAUGCCCCAUUGUGAAAACGCUUAUAAGGUGUCAAGCGUUAAUUUGUUUCCAUUUCCAAAUCCAAGAAUGCUGCAGGCUCGCAAAUGGUGCCAAAAUACACGAUUACCAAUGAAUUAUAUACAGCGCCACAUUUGUGCUAAUCAUUUUGAUAACAAUGCUAUAGUUGACGGUAAACUACAUCCAAGUGCAUUGCCUACACUCAAUUUAAAUCAUAAUAAUCCAAUAUUUCCGUCUCCUAUCCCAGUUGAAGAAAAUACAAAACAUACGACAGAAGUUAAAACGAAAGAAGUUAAUAAUACUAAAAAAUUAUUACGUGCUGAUGGUAAAGGUAGUAAAUUUUGCUGUGUGGAAGCAUGUAUAAGCAGAUUGGAAAAUAAAAAUAAUGUAAUAUAUUAUAAAUUUCCGACUAAUGAAAAACUUUUAAGAAAGUGGUGCCAUAAUUUAGAAAUGAAAACUUUUAAGCCAAACAUCAAAAAGUUAUUAAUAUGUGAACUUCACUUUAAACCAUAUUGUCUUGGCAAACGCUUAAGAUCGUGGGCAGUGCCAACUGUUUAUUUAAAUCGUUCAAAAGAGGGCACUUCCAUAUAUCACAAUCCAAGAAGUGAAGUACUGUUCCACACAUGCUGCAUUAAAACAUGUGGACAAGUACGCGAUAAGGAGGCUGGUAUCAGACUUUUCACAUUUCCCACACGUGAUAAACUCUUCCAAAAAUGGGUGCACAAUGUACAUAAAGAUGAAGCCACUUGUCGUAUUGCACGCAUUUGUAACUUGCACUUCGAAAGUAAAUGCAUUGGUAAAACUCUAGCAAAAUGGGCCAUACCUACUUUGGAUUUGGGGCAUAAUGACGAUCAUAUUUUCAAGAAUACAAAAACUGAUAGUGAUAGCGAAAAAUCUGUGUCAAGCGAAUCUGAUCAACAAAUUAAUGAAUGCUGCAUACCUAGUUGUGAAAGCAAUCCCACCCCUGAGCAGUUAUUCACUUUUCCAAAAACUGCUUGGCUUUAUACAAAAUGGUGUGAGAACAUAAAUUUACCAGAUGAAGAAUUAGGAAACAAAAAAUUAUGUGUCGCACAUUUUGAAGAUUAUGCUAUGGGCAGGAAUAGACCCCAGCCUUGGGCGUUGCCAACACUUAAUCUAGGACACAAUGUUAUAAUGCAUCAAAAUCCAACACAAGUAGCUAGACGCACAAGUGAGGACAGUGAAUCUAGUGAAGAAAAACAUUGUGCUAUUUCCACAUGUAAGAAACCAAAAACUGAAGAUGUGCAGUUCUUUAAGUACCCGAGCAAGGUUAAUUUGAUGCGUAAAUGGGCUGAAAACUGUAAUCACAAUGCAGAUGAAGCAGCACGUAAAGGUUAUCGUAUAUGUAGUAAUCAUUUCGAUCCUAAAUCCAUAAAAGGAAAGCGUUUAUUACGCGGCUCCUUGCCUACAUUAAAUUUGGGACACAAUCGAGAAAAAAUACAUCGUGACAAAUGGUGUGAUAGCCGACUCAAACCGGAACAAUUAAAAAAAUUUAACUGUAAUGCACCGAAUUGUGGACGUAAUAAAAUAAAUGAUCAAGUGAAAUUGUGUAAAUUUCCACGUGACAACGAAAUGCGAAAUAAAUGGUGUACAAAUUUGAAGUUGAAUCCAGAUGCUUGCGAAAAUCUAAAAAUCUGCGAAGUGCACUUUGAGGAACGUUGUAUACAACACGAACGCUUAUUGAAGCUAGCAGUGCCUACAUUACACUUAGGGCAUAAUGAUGAAAAUAUAAUUCCGAAUCCAACAUCUUUUAAAAAACCUGAAGCAAUUAUACGCUGCUGUGUAACGAGUUGUGGUAAUAUUAAAAGCAAUAAUCAAAAUAUUAUGUUCAGUGCGUUUCCCAAAUUGCGCUCAUUAUUUAUAAAAUGGACCAGAAAUUUGCAGUUGCAGCCUACAUCGGAAGUAUGGCAGAACUAUAAAAUAUGCAGUAAACACUUCGAACCGCAGCGUUAUAAGCACAAUCGACUGAUAUUUGGUUCGGUGCCAACAUUGCAUUUAGGACACACAGAUUCACCAGUUUAUAGUCCAGAACAAAUAAUAAAGCGUAAGCAUAGACCUUUUCCAGGUAGAGCCUCGCAUUUACACAAUAGAUUUGAGAAAAAAUGCUGUUUCCCAGAAUGCAAUAACAUGCACUAUUAUAAGUUUGAGGAAAUGUACGAUGUACCUAACGAUUCAGGCUUAUAUGUGAGCUGGUGUCGUACGUUGCGCGUAAACCCACACCAUGUUAGUUCAAAAUUAAAAGUUUGUCCAAUACAUUUUAAGUUUGCAUAUAUGAAAAAUAUUGAAGUUUUGGAAAAGCUAAAAACUAAAUGCAUGCCUGACGACGACGUGGUGAAUGAAAUUGUGAAAAAAUUGAGAAGCAAUAUUGAGGAAGUAAACCAAAACAAAAUCGUGCGAGGUUUCAUAUGUAGUGUGCCGGAAUGUGGCAGUUGUAGCUUAACUAGUGAAGUUAAACUAUAUACUUUUCCACGUCGUGAGUAUUUAAUAAAGCAUUGGUGCCUAAAAACAAAAGUAUCUUAUGAUGCUAAAAUGGCAAAUGCUUUAAAAAUUUGUGAACAGCAUUUCGAGAAUGUACAAAUGCGUACAACAGCAAACAAUUCCAAAAAAUUGAAAUCCUGGGCCAUACCAACACUAAAGUUACCGGAAAAUGAAUAUUCAAAUAAAAGUGUAACCAUACUUCUCGGUGGGUUAACACAUAAACUGGCUAACCAACCGCUCCAUUCUAUUAAAAGACGUUAUUUUACGAAAAAUAAAUUAAAAAUUUUACGGCCGAUAAGAACUAAAGAGAAACAUUCCAAUAAUUCAAAUGAAAGUGAUAAUAACAUUGACACCACUGAACUUAUACAAGAAGCCGAUUCGUUAAUUGAGUAUAGUGCAAAGUUUUGUAAAACGAUUGAAGCUCGAAAUUCGGUUAUCAAAUUACUUACAAAUAAAUUGAAAACUGGUAAUUCGACUGCAACUGUCGGAGAAAAUGAAGGUUUUAAAAUAAGAGUCGUACCAUAUCACAAAUUAUGUCAAAAACUUUACGAAGACGCUCAUGAUGCUCAAAAUGAUCAUGCUGAAAGUGUUAAGUCUGAUGAUCAUGAUAAAUCUGAUGACGACGACAGCACUACCAAUGGAAUGAUUGCUGAAGAUAUUGAUUCAGACAAUUCUGAUAUGCCUUUGGAGUAUUUGAGAAAUAAAACUAGUGCAGCUAUAACCAGAAAAAAGGCUCUAAAAAGAAAUACUUUAACGCGAGAACCUUCAGUGGAACAAAUUGCUUCAAACGAAAUGCUUAUGCCACUUGGUGUUGGAGGGAUUACGCGCACAUCAACUGAUAGUAACGCGCAAAUUGAUGAAAAGCCUUGUAUUAACUUAAUUGAUGAUACUCAAAUGUUAGAUGAUACAGCAAAAAGUACUUCCUCGUCACAAGCAGUACAAAUAAAAUCUGAAUUGGCAGACACAUCAUACAACGAAGAUAGCUACUAUGCAGAUGUGAGUGCAAGUCAAUGUGAAAACACUAUAAAUGAUGACCGGGUCAUAACGCAAACUUCUAACACAAGUUCAACAGAUUUUUAUAACGAAGGCGAAGUCGAACAUUGUUGGGUUGAGGGAUGUACGAGUGUAGAUGGUCAAGAAAAUAUUGCAUUAUUUUCGUUUCCAACUUCAGGUGGGCAAUUUCGUAAAUGGCAAAAUAAUGCAUGCAUAAAAGCUGACUUAAAACUCAAAAAAUUCUUUCGUAUUUGUAAUCUUCACUUCGAACCAAAAUAUAUACAAAAUGGAAGAGAACUACUGUCUGGCAGUGUACCCACACUUAAUUUGAAUGCUCAGAAAAAACAAAUUGAUAGUAACUGUGCAGCUGCCAGCAGUGAAACAAAUAAGACUGCCAAUUUAAUACGUAAUCCAGCAGCAAAUUCGACAAACACAACGUGUUCGAUUCAAACUUGUCGUCGACGUUUGGGUGAGGAUGGUGUUGAACUAUUCAAGUUACCCGAAAAUCCCAUAUUAAGUGCAAAAUGGCUACGCAAUUGUCGUUUAGAUGUUCAUGUACGUGGUUAUAACGUGAAUAUAUGUAGUUUGCACUUUGAUAGUACAUGUUUUGAUGACAUGCAUCGCCUUAAAUUUGGUUCUCUACCAACUUUAUAUGUGGGACCAAAAAAUUGCAAUAAUGCACCAGCUGCUGCAGCUGAUGGCAUUUUUUGUUGUGUGCCCAGUUGUCGUCUAAGCUAUAAUAACUCUCGAAAUCUACGCUUAUUUAAAUUUCCUCAAAAUGAAAGGUCGCUCAGAGAAUGGCUGCAAGUUUUACCAUUCGAUUAUGAUCCGAAGCGAGCAGCUAUUUAUUUCGUAUGCGAACAGCAUUUUGACAUGUAUUCCUUUGAUGCUAACAAAGAUCUAAUAGAAACAGCAGUGCCAACUUUAAACUUAGAUGCCAGACACGACCUGGUACCUGACUUAAAGAUUGAAAUUGAGGAUACACAAAUCAGUGACUACAGUGCACCUUCCCAUGUCAAUAUUUUAAACAGCACAGAUGAUAUAAUAACUUAUAAUGAAAUAAAAUCGGGCUACCAAAAGUGCAGCCUGGUACAUUGUCAAAAGCAAACAUCAACAAGUGGCGUAAAAACUUUUAAGUUUCCUUCAUCCCUACAAUUUCAAGAAAAGUGGUCACAUAAUUUGCGCAUAAAAUUUGAUCCGAAAAAUCCCUGGAGAUAUUUAAUAUGCAGUGAUCAUUUUGAGGAACGUUGCUUUAUACAGCGUAAGAAGAGUACGCAUUUAAGAAAGGGCGCAGUACCCACAUUAAACUUGGGUGCGAAUAUUCCGCUAAUGCUCUUCAACAAUGAUGCACUAAAAUACGAUAAUCGUAAUGAUAUUGCAGAUCUAGAUGAUUACCCAUAUGAUUUUAAUAUAAAUAAUUCAAACAUCAUUAAUGAAUCUAAAAUUUCAUCGAAUAUGGUUAUAAACACAGCACAUGACGAUGAUUUAAAUAAUUCUGUAUUUGACCCACAAAUGUUACUCAUGAGACAAUUUAGUGAAGAUUAUGACGAUAACUAUGAAAACUCCUACUAUGAUGACAGAAGAAGUGAGACGGAUAGUUCUAGUAAUGAUUUGCUAAUACCUACAUCUUCAACACCUAUUAGCAUGCAAGGACAUUCAAUAUACAAGACGAAACGAUGUUAUUUAUCGCAUUGCAUGCAGGAGCGUACAGGCACGAUAAAAUUAUUUCGAAUGCCACAAAAUCAAUUUGUUGCUCAGCAAUGGGAGCAUAACCUCAAAAUACAAUUUUCGGAAGCAAAUCGUAAUACAACCCUAAUUUGUAGUAAACAUUUUGAACCGUAUUUGAUAGGCGUUAAACGUUUAAGGAGCGGUUCAGUACCAACAUUAAAUUUAGGACACUCAGAUCCCAACAUACACCAAAACGUCCCAUCAGAUAUGCCUUUUUAAUUUAUUCAAAAUCAUAAUAUAAAAGAGUCUUUAGAUCAGUGGUUCCCAACCGGUGGUCCGCGAGAUUCUUAAAAAUUGUACGUGAAAUAAAAUUAAAAGCUGGAUUAAACAAGCACUUUUAUUGGAACUGUAAACAAUAUACAGCUGGCUGGCGAAAAAGAAAUUUAAAACUAAUUAGAUGUAAGAUUUAGUAACACUACUAAAUAUAUAGCAUAUAGUAUAUAAUAUGUGUUUUUGAUGUUAUUUUAAAAUAGUGAACCAUAUA